Messenger RNA from Uranotaenia lowii, 1979 nucleotides. Its product is annotated as N-acetylgalactosaminyltransferase 6-like. Gene Ontology annotation, cellular component: Golgi apparatus. Lineage: Eukaryota; Metazoa; Arthropoda; Insecta; Diptera; Culicidae. Bases 156 to 1979 code for a protein of 607 amino acids. The record is from RefSeq and is a predicted model, not a curated record. The transcript is spliced from 5 exons.
AACAGACGGGACACUCGGUUUUAGUUUUUCGCAAAUCUGUAUUGAAGCUAGGCAAUGUCGCCACCAGAGUGCACUAGAAUCACUAAGAGGCAAACCUAAAUCUUUCAUCAUGGUAGCUAAGUAAUAAGCUUCAACGCGCCAAUUUCUGCAGUUUCAUGCUCAAAUCGGCCUUCACCGUAUCCUGUCUGGUGUUCGGGUUUAUGUUCCUGUCUAGCAAAAACGAAAAUCUGUCGAAUUUGAAGAAUUCCAUCUACCUCCGGUAUACGGGGGUAGCCGAGCCGUUCUUCAACGGGGUGCCACGGAAUGUCGAUGGCAGCAAGGUCGAUUGGCACGACUAUGCGUAUCUGGAGCGGGAAUCGGCUAGAACUGGCCCGGGUGAAAAUGGGACCCUCGUUAUAUUGGAGGAUGCCGGAGAUAUCAAACAAAACGAGAAACUGUUCACACAAAACGGAUACUACGCCGUCGUGAGCGAUAUGAUUGCGGUUGAUCGAGCGUUGAAUGAUCUGCGUCAUCCGGGGUGCUUGAAGAAACACUAUCUUCAAGAGCUUCCGACUGUUAGCGUAGUGAUCAUAUUCUACAACGAACAUCUAAGCACUUUGCUGCGAACUGUCCAUAGCGUGUUGAAUCGAUCGCCUCCACAGCUGUUGAAGGAGAUCAUCAUGGUCAACGAUCACAGCACCAAGGAGUUUCUCUACCAUGAUUUGCAAGAGUACAUCAAAAGUGAUCUUCCACCUAAAGUUAGGCUCAUUCACCUGCCGGAGCGAUCGGGUUUGAUUAAGGCACGUUUAGCUGGGGCAAAAUUGGCCACCGGAGAUGUGCUCGUAGUUCUGGAUUCUCACACCGAAGCUGGUACCAAUUGGUUGCCUCCCUUGUUGGAACCAAUCGCUAUGAACUAUCGAACCUGCGUUUGUCCACUGAUAGAUAUUAUCGACUUCAAAACAUUUCAAAUGCGUAAGCAAGACGAUGGUAAGCGAGGUGCCUUCAACUGGAGAUUUCAAUAUAAACGUCUACCGUUGCGACCCGGAGACCAAACCGAUCCCACGGAACCCUUCGAAAGUCCCAUCAUGGCUGGUGGCCUCUUCGCUAUCAGCUUGAAAUUCUUCUGGGAACUUGGUGGGUACGAUGAGGGUCUAGAUAUCUGGGGAGCUGAGCAGUACGAGCUUAGUUUCAAAAUUUGGCAAUGUGGAGGCCGCAUGGUAGAUGCUCCGUGUUCAAGGGUAGGGCACAUCUACAGGGGCUACUCUCCGUUUCCCAACCCAAGAGGGAAAGAUUUUGUUACGAAGAAUAACAAAAGAGUAGCCGAAGUAUGGAUGGACGAAUAUAAACAAUACAUCUACCAGAGAAAUUUCAAAUAUGGGGAAACGGACACCGGAGAUUUGACCCUCCAAAAGGCAGUUCGAGAGAGACUUCAAUGUAAGCCAUUCAAGUAUUUCAUGGAGAAAGUAGCCCCAGAUCUUGCUAUACGAUAUCCUCUUAUCGAGCCACCAGUAUUCGCUUCCGGACCGGUGCAAAGUUUGGACGACACUAACUUUUGUCUUGAUACACUCAACCAUGGCAGGAACGAGCCAAUCGGAAUCUACCCAUGUACCGAUAACAAAACCUACCAUCAGGGAAACCAACAGUUCGACCUCAGGUAUUACCGGGACAUACGAGCGACUCAUCUAGAUUUGUGCCUGGACGCUUCCGACAUUGGCAGUGAAGUGAUCCUUUACAACUGCCACGAAAUUCAGGGAAAUCAAAUGUUCCAAUACGAACUGGAAACCAAACUGAUACGUCACGCACAACCAAGACUGAACCGUUGCCUGGAUAUUGUGGACAAGCGAGUGGUGAUCGCCAAGUGUAAUCUCGGCCGGAAGUCUCAACAGUGGGCCUGGGGUUUCGUGGAUGAAGCUAGAGUUCGAAAUUGGCGAACCAGUGGCACUAAGCUGAUGGAUCCGAUGAUGCCCUUGAAGGAGCUGAAUCUUUCAAAUAAACAAUAA